AUGUAAUAGGGUGAAUAAUUGAUUUCUGAUAUUCAAAAUUAACAAGGAUAAGCUUAUUUUGAAAAUAUCAAGGCAGAUGAAGACUUAUAAAAUAGAUAAAAACUUAAUUAAACAAAAUAGAAAUUGUAAAAGAUUUAUUAGGAAUGCAAAUGCUCAUCUUGCUAAUUAUUAUUUGAAGAGCCUGUUACGAUAGUUUGUGGUCAUACAUUUUGCAGAGAAUGUAUUAUUCGAUCAAUUUAACUUAAACCUCAAUGUCCAGAAUGCUUGUAUACAUAUUGUUAGUUAAUUAGAUAUCCUAUAACUAAUGUCAUCAAAAAUAUUCAAGAAAAUUUCUUAGUUAAAUCUGUUGUUAAAGAAAUUAAUGAACUAUUUGUUGAAAAAGAUCUAAAAAAAGCUAAACCUAGAUUAUUUGAUCAAAUUAUUGCAAAAAAAAUUUCAGAAAAUAUUAUACAACAAUUUUUAAUCUUUGAAACUAAUUCAUUCAUCAUUCCAUAUACAAAUUAAACUUUAAGUCUCAAUAUUGAUCAAUUUAAAGAUUUAAAUGAAGACUAAAUAUAUAAAAUCUUAAAGAGAGAUUCAUUGAUAUUACUUACAAAUCCAAAUAAAAAUAAAUAAAUUUAAGAUGUAAAGUUUUUUUAAUUAUUUUUAACAGAAUGCUACUCUAGUGAAUGUUAUAAAAGCUGAGAAGAAAUCUAAGAUAAUUGAUUUAAGCGUUUAAGUUAAAUAAUAAAUGAAAGUUUUAAAAAUAACAUAGGAUAAAUUUAGAAUAGAAAAAGAAAUUUAAUUAAAUGUAGCAAAGGUAAGAGAGAUUAAUGAAGAACCAAUUAUUUUCAAUUUUUAGACUGAUUAAUAGAUUAAAUAUUUAAUAGACACUAUAAAAUAAUAAUUGGCUUCUCAUUUACCUCAUAAAAUUGAUUCAUAUACUGCUAAACAUUUUGAAUAGUUUUUCCACAGACUUUAAUUAUUUCAAAUACUUAAUAGUAACAUUAUAAGAAAUGAAAAAGCCUUAAAACAUAUAAGUUUCGUAAUUCCCUCAAUCUUACAUUUAACCGAUCAAGAGAGAACAAGAAUUUUCAAUGCCAACAAUAGUCUUGAGAGAUUAAUUUAAAUUUCUGUAAUACUGUAAAGAUUCUAAAAUAUUACAAAUCCAUUAAUGGUUUUCAAAAUUCCAGGAGAUAAAGAAAGAAUCAAUAAUAAAACUGAAUUUAUAAUCAUUGUUCUAUUAUUGGUUUUUGCAUUUUAUUAUAGAGUUAUUGGAAUCUGA
Paramecium sonneborni is the source of this 1264-nucleotide messenger RNA. NCBI's taxonomy places the organism in Eukaryota, Ciliophora, Oligohymenophorea, Peniculida, Parameciidae. The record is from the annotation of a GenBank genome assembly.